This is a messenger RNA of Molossus molossus (Pallas's mastiff bat), 1922 nucleotides long. RefSeq names its product leucine rich repeat LGI family member 4 (gene LGI4). Lineage: Eukaryota; Metazoa; Chordata; Mammalia; Chiroptera; Molossidae. The transcript has 9 exons. Gene Ontology annotation, molecular function: protein binding. The record is from RefSeq and is a predicted model, not a curated record. Gene Ontology annotation, biological process: neuron maturation; myelination in peripheral nervous system. Bases 303 to 1919 code for a protein of 538 amino acids.
GAAAAAAAGACAGACAGAAAGAGAGACAGAGAUAGAGUGAGAAACAGACUAACUCACUGAAUCAGAAAUCCAAAAAGAGACAGAAAGAAAGACAGGGAAAGAGAAAUAAACAGAAAAUUGGACUCCAAAGAGAUACAGGGAGAAAGACAGACCGAGCGAGAAGAGAGGGGAGCCAGGAGCCAGGGCACAGGGCGCCAGCUGGCGGAAUGGAGGGCGGCCGGGCGUGGGGGAUGUAGUGGCCGAAGCCUGGGCAGAGCAGGGUGGGCAGACAGGAGCGGGGGCCUCAGCAGGGGUGAGAGGGCAUGGGAGGGGCAGGCGUUUUCCUGCUGCUGCUUCUGGCUGAGGUGGGGGCUGGGGUGGCCUGGAGACCCCCAAAGGGAAAAUGUCCUCUGAGCUGCUCCUGCUCCAAAGACAGUGCCCUGUGUGAAGGCUCCCCGGACCUGCCCGAGAGCUUCUCCCCGAGCCUGCUGUCACUCUCACUCGUUAGGACUGAAGUUACGCAGCUGAAGGCCGGCAGCUUCCUGAGGGUGCCCUCGCUGCACCUGCUUCUCUUCACAUUCAACUCCUUCUCCGUGAUUGAGGACGACGCGUUCGCGGGCCUGUCCCACCUGCAGUACCUCUUCAUCGAGGACAACGAAAUUGGCUCCAUCUCUAAGAAUGCUCUCAGAGGACUUCGCUCGCUCACACACCUGAGCCUGGCCAAUAACCAUCUGGAGACCCUCCCCAGAUUCCUGUUCCGAGGACUGGAGACCCUGACUCAUGUGGACCUCCGAGGGAACCCGUUCCAGUGUGACUGCCGUGUCCUCUGGCUGCUUCAGUGGAUGCCCAGCGUGAACGCCAGCGUGGGGACCGGAGCCUGCGCCGGCCCCACUGUCCUGGCCCACGUGCAGCUCCGCCACCUCGACCCCAAGACGUUCAAGUGCAGAGCCAUAGAGCUGUCCUGGUUCCAGACGGUUGCGGAGUCGGCGCUGGGCGUGGAACCUUUCUCCUACCAGGGGGAGCCCCACAUCGUCCUGGCACAGCCCUUUGCUGGCCGCUGCCUGAUCCUCUCCUGGGACUAUGGCCUGCAGCGCUUCCGGCUUGAGGAAGAGCUGUCCGCGCCCUCCGUGGUGUCCUGCAAGCCGCUGGUGCUUGGCCUGCGCCUCUUCGUGCUGGCCGCCCGCCUGUGGGGGGGCUCGCAGCUGUGGGCCCGGCCCCGCCCCGGCCUGCGCCUGGCCCCCACGCAGGCCCUGGCCCCCAAGCGGCUGCUGCGGCCCAACGACGCCGAGCUCCUGUGGCUAGACGGGCAGCCCUGCUUCGUGGUGGCCGAUGCCUCCAAGGCAGGCAGCACCACACUGCUGUGCCGCGACGGGCCUGGCUUUUACCCUCGCCAGAGCCUCCACGCCUGGCACCGGGACACAGAUGCCGAGGCCUUGGAGCUGGACGGGCGGCCUCAUCUGCUGUUGGCCUCAGCCUCACAGCGGCCUGUGCUCUUCCACUGGUCCGGGGGCCGCUUUGAGAGGCGCACUGACAUCCCUGAGGCCGAGGAUGUCUAUGCCACACGCCACUUCCAGGCCAGUGGGGAUGUGUUCCUGUGCCUGACACGCUACAUCGGGGACUCCCUGGUCAUGCGCUGGGACGGCUCCAUGUUUCGCCUGCUGCAGCAACUGCCCUCACGUGGUGCCCACGUCUUCCAGCCGCUGCUCAUAGCCAGGGACCAGCUGGCUAUCCUGGGCAGUGACUUCGCCUUCAGCCAGGUCUUGCGCCUUGAGCCUGACAAGGGGCUCCUGGAACCAUUGCAGGAGCUGGGGCCCCCAGCGUUGGUGGCCCCCCGGGCCUUCGCCCACAUCACCACGGCUGGCAGACGCUUCCUCUUCGCUGCUUGCUUCAAGGGCCCCACACAGAUCUACCAGCUUCACGAGUUAGACCUCAGUGCCUGACAC